Messenger RNA from Spodoptera frugiperda (fall armyworm), 4190 nucleotides. RefSeq names its product zinc finger protein 791. Bases 292 to 2910 code for a protein of 872 amino acids. NCBI's taxonomy places the organism in Eukaryota, Metazoa, Arthropoda, Insecta, Lepidoptera, Noctuidae. The transcript has 3 exons. The record is from RefSeq and is a predicted model, not a curated record.
UACGAACUUGAAGUGAAGACGCAAGCAUUCCAUGUCAGUGUUUUUCAAAAAAUGAACCUCUAGAUUUCUUGUGUUCUUUUUGUAAAACCUUGAGUUUUACCGAAAUUCACAUAAUUUAGAGAUUUCCGUUAAAAGCUUGAUAGUAAAAUGCCUGCUUCGUUCAAAUCGGAAACGUAAUUAAAUAUCAAACAUAUGCUUCAACGUCACAAAAUAUUCUAUCGGAGCAGAGAAGCUAAUUUUAUGGAUAGAACAAGAAAGAAUCUGGAACGUGAAUGAGUAAAGCAAUGAAAAAUGGCAGACACAGCGAAGAGUGGACCCCCAGACAAUUUGGAAUGGAUAAAACAAAAACUCCAGACAGUGUGGACCGCUCCAAAGUUCUGCGGUCUAUGUCUGGAGAACAGAGGCAACUUCUCUUCCGUGGACAUGGAAUUUAUGAUUGGCCGGCAGACUUUUUCAAAGUGUCUUCAAGAUAUUUUGAACUAUGUGUUCAAUGAAGAUAUUGAAGAGAUCAUGUCAAGUCACUACUUAUGCGAUGGCUGUACGGAGAAGACGAUACAGGCAUAUCUCUUCAUGCACAACACAAGACAAUUGACAAAAAUCCUCAACAACUGUGUCUCAGACAUUUAUUCCAAAGUUGUUGAUGUAAACUCACAGCUCGAUGACACUGUCACUGCGGAUGCUGCCAACGUAAUGAUUGUACUGGAAAAUGACACAGACUUAUGUAAAACAAUCAUUGAUGUCAAUUCUAUGACCGAAGUCAUUCCGACAGCAACCCAUAUUCCAAUGAAAGUUGAUCAGCCACCACCAGUAAAUCAACAACCAAAGAUUGUUCAAGUCACAAAUUCACCGGUUCUAAUCAAACGGAAUAUGGAAGAAAAUAAACAAGAACCGGAACCUAAAGUUAGGAAAAUUGCAAAACCUGAUGGCACUCCGAAUAUUAGUUUGAAAGAAGGUCACAUUGUUAUAAAACCAUUGAGUUCGGUUCGCAACAUGGCACCUCGGUACAACACAUAUCAAUGCGUUCAUUGUCCGGACAUAUUCACUUCUUACAGAUCCAUGAAGGAACAUGAAAAGGCCAAGCACAAGAAGGCCGUGUUCCGCUGCAACCUAUGUGAUAAAUCCUAUAACACGCAGCAAUACUUGAACAUUCAUUACAAGACUCAUGAGAGAGCUUGGUGCAAACUCUGUCAGCUCAUACUGCCAGAAGAAGAACUCAUGGAUCAUUUGAAAGCAAAUCAUGCUAAUCUGGUGUAUCCGUGCAAAUUUUGUGACCUAGUAUACUAUACCCAGGAGUCUCUGGAUACUCAUUUCAAAAUUACCCAUCUAGUGAAUGAUACGAAGGCGAAAUCUCAAUGUGUUAUGUGUUUACGUAACUUUGUUGAAGCAGAAUUAAAGAAACACAAGUGUAAAUUUUCUUGCUCUGAAUGUUUUGUGAUGCCUUGUGUACACUUCAAAUAUUUGAAUUCUUAUAGGGAGCAAAUCUUAAAUCAUGUGAACAAAAUCAAGUGCAUAGAUUGUGAUUAUGUGACGCGACGGAAGGAGCAUUUAAUAGGUCACGCGAAUAGGGAGCAUUUAGACCAUCAUCCGUUUACAUGUGCGGAUUGCGGCCAGCAAUUCUAUACUAAGUUGAGCUUGAAGACCCAUAUUGUACAGUUCCAUGAAGAUCUUUUCUGCCCAUACUGUGACUUUGAGUUCAAAGAUAUGAGGACAUUGGACAGCCAUAAAAAGGCGUGCAAACUCGUCAUACGUGCAUUCACGUGUUCGCAGUGUGAAGCAUCGUUUGACGUCGCUGAAGAACUGACUAACCAUGAGAAUCUGAAGCACAGCGAAGUCGUUUACGCGUGUUCGCUUUGCAAGUGCAAAUUCUUAACCGAUUUAGAAUUGCGAGAGCAUCGCGCAAGAGUCCACGGCGGCAUUCAAUGCAAGAAGAGACGAAAACACAUUGAGUGCUCUCUAUGCAAUAUUAUGUUCAAGAGCAUAAAAGAAAUGUUGGAACAUGAGAAGUCGCAUGAUGAAAAUGAUGUGUAUCCUUGCAAAGUCUGCUCGAAGAAAUACAAAACGUUAAUGAAGUUAUACAUUCAUAAUCAGAGGCAUUACACAGACAGGGUGAAAUGUAACGGAUGUAAUAAGCGGGUGGCUGCGUCGUUCUAUCCGCAGCAUGCAGUCAGGUGUCCGUACGCAAGGGAGACAACAUUGGGUCAUGUCUGUGAAGUUUGUGGCAAGUCCUUCCAUCUAGAAUCAUUGCUAAAGUUGCACCAGAAGGUUCACAUGGAUCCUGAGCCAUGCCCUCAUUGCAACAAGGUUAUAAAACCUGCUAGCCUCAAGAAACAUAUGGAGCAAUUCCAUGGAGAAUCUCCAAAAGAGAGGCCUGCAGGCCGAGUAGUGAUUGAAUGUAAUCUUUGUGGACAUGUUGUAAGAAAGAAAUGUGAUUUAGAAGCUCAUAUGAACCGAUAUCACUUGAAAAUCAAACCAUAUGUCUGUCCGAUUUGCUCGAAAGAUUUUUGUGGCAAAGUGAGGCUAAAGGAGCAUAUAGCGACACAUACGUCUGAUAAUAACUGCUUCUGUUCUAUUUGUGGGAAGAAGUUUGCGAACCGAGUGUGUUUGAAGAUGCACUUUAGAAUGCAUACCGGUGAGGCACCUUAUUCCUGUGACAUUUGCGGUCAGAAAUUCAGGUCUUCAAGUAUGAUGAAGACUCAUAGGCUAAAGAAACAUUUGGAGAAGACGGUCAACUGUCCCUUAUGUGACAAUAUGUUCUUCAUGGCGCGCGAUAUGCGACAUCACUUCAAGAAAGCACAUUGGAAGUUCAAAGAUGGAAGGCCUUUUAAUCCUAGAGAUGUUGAGGAGUUGCCAAAAGAAAUGUAUUAUCUCUUUGAGGAUGGGAGACUGCCGAAACUUACUUCGGAUCUAUGAUCCUCGUAUAAAUAGUUCUAAUAUUUUGUAAAUUAGGUAUUAUUAUGGGUUAGAGUGCUUUUCUACCAGAGAUGUGCUAUAACUACGUUGCUGUGGAUGCGUUUGGCUUCCACCAAUCAUAUUCAUUGAUACAAAUAGGUUAGCUCUGGUGUAAACGGACUCAGCUAAGCUAAGUUUUUAUAUGGAAAGAUGCAUAACUACUAUAGAUAUUUUCCCUACUAUCUAUUCAACGCAUACUUGAGCUGUGCAUCUUCCUCGCAGUAUAGCUACAAAGCACAUCUCUGGUGAAAAAGGACACUUAAAAUAUGCAAAGCAAAUUAGUUUAAAUUAGGAUUUUGGAUAAAAAAGGCGAUACUCAAAGAAGAGUUGGAAAGACUGAGGAACGAUAUAGAAAUAUUUUUGGUUUAUAAAGAAAGGAUCCUAAGGAACUUGGGCAUAAAUGCAGAAAGUAAAAUAAUAAUAGAAUAUUUUGUUAUUAUGUGAAACACAUUUUAGUGUAGUUUGUUAUUAGUCUUACUGCCGCACUAGCGUAGCGAUUUUGUAUCGAAAACAAUUGCUAAGGACUAGGUUAAGCAACCAUUAAAUGACUCUGAGUAUGGCAGUUAUUAGUUACUAUACCCUUAGUACAAGUUUGCAUUACGUUGAACGAAAACGAAACGAGAGCGCGUUCGACGCUCUGAUUGGCUCUCAUUGGCCAGCUCGAAUGAACUAACCAGUCAGAGCGCCGAUCGUGUCCUCGUUUCGUUUUCGUUCAACGUAAAACAAACUCGUACUAAGCCCUCUGAUGUCAUUGGUAACUUUAUGACUGGUGUAGUUUAAAAACUGCUUUAAAUUAAACUACAAAAUAAACCAGAUAUAUUAUUGCCAAUCAGGUUAUCCGACUUCACACGCUUAAAAGAGGUUUAAGGGUGCAGUUCCAUUGAGCUUAAAAUCCAUAUCUCUUCUUUUCAAGCCAUGUGAUUGGUGAAUAGCGGAACAGCUCUUCUCCGCUCUGCUCCGCUCCGCCUCAGUGGAACCGCAGCCUAAAACACUUAAAUCUAGCGUUUAUACCAUACAGAUAUAACACAUUAUUUUAAAAUUUCUGGUGUUUAUUUUGUUUUGUCUUACAUGUAUUUUCUGUCUCUGCCUACCCCCAUGGAACAGGCGUGAGGUUAUGUAUUGUAUUCUAAAUGGUGCAUAGUAGGCAAUGAAGCUAAACUACACCAGUAAUUAUAAUUUUAGCAUUUAUUUCUACAUACCUACUGUUAUAAAUAGCAUAAUAAAACAAUCAUGUUGCAAAA